UUCCUGGAUGUUGCCUUUGACAAGUCAAAGCCUAUCUUCCUGUACACUAGCUUGACUAAGAAAACCAGCAAUCAGGUGGCACACCAGGCUUGACUAUUCUUCCUCUUGUGUCUCCAUCAAUCCAUAUGCACCAGAAAAUUCGUAUAUUAAUCUGAGACCAUAUUAGCCUUCUUCUUAACUCUAGUACCAGCUUCUGUGCCUGAUCCUGCAUCUGUAAAGCUCUCAUGACGAACUCCGUUGCAUUUCCACGUUCUGUUAUACUCCAAGCAUUAGCAAUCUCCUCCACAGUUUCAGUUUUUCUAACAAAGACUGGAGCGGAAGAUACUCUGGGGCAAGCAGUUUGCCCCUCUUUCUCCUGUGGGCAUCUCCAAGACAUCCACAAUCCUUUUCGAUUGCGAGGGGAUCCACCUGGUUGUGGUGUUCAAGAAUACGAGCUUGUUUGUAGCGAUGACCAGGCUAUAAUUCAAGUCAAUACGGGAAGGUACUUCAUCACCAACAUCUCCUACCCCGACUCUGUUUUCUGGGUUGUUGAUGCCAGUUUGGAUAAUAGCAGCUGCCCUAUUCCUGAGAGGAAUCAACAUCCUUAUAUCCAUAUAUUGAGAUCAGAUUACAUGUUCCUGUUAUAUAUGCGUACGGUUAAAUGGGCUGCCUUUGUCAGUUGUUCACGCAUGAUGAAAGAUAAUCUUAUUUAUAAGCCUGUCGCUUGCCGGAGUACGAACACUUCUUUUGUUUAUGUGUUGAGUACCAUGCAAUCCUAUCAGGUUCAGAAUGUUGAGCCUUCAUGUGGAUACUUGGCCAUGACUCCUUUGGGAAGCUGGGGUCCGGGGCCAAAUGAUUAUUAUUCAACUUAUGAUUAUGAAGAUAUUGUAAAAUUUAUGAGGGAUGGGUUUGCUUUUAGAUUUCCUUUCCCAGCUCCAGAAUGGACAUAUCCUUGGAUCCUCAAGACAUGCCUGAAAAAUUCAAGGAGCGACUUCCACGAACAGAUGUCUAGUUCAAGCAUCCAAAAUAAGAUUUCUGUGAUUUUUGCCAUCGACGUGCGUUUCUUGGGAUGUGUAAAAAACAACUCCUUGUCUGACUACACUAAAUUAUAUUGGGCUGUGUUGGUCAUAGUAUCUGCUAUAAGUAUCAUGAAGCUCAUUAUCGUGUUUGCAGUACUAUCCAGGUUAGUCUUUGCACCGUUGUCUGUAUUGAUCUUCCUUGGCUACAAGUACUGGAAAACAAAGGUAGUAAUUGACGCAGUUGAGAAGUUCCUCCAGAUGCAACUAGCCCUUGGCCCAACAAGGUUCGCUUACACAGACAUCACUGCGAUCACUAGCCACUUCAGAGACAAGCUGGGCCAAGGAGGCUAUGGGUCCGUGUACAAAGGUGUGCUUCCCGGUGACAUCCAUGUUGCCAUCAAAAUGUUGGUCAGUUCCAUGUCCAAUGGAGAAGAAUUCAUCAGUGAGGUGUCCAGCAUCGGAAGCAUUCACCAUGUCAACGUAGUGCGUCUGGUGGGUUUCUGCUCGGAGGAAAUGAGGAGGGCUCUUGUCUAUGAGUACAUGCCUCAUGGAUCUCUUGAGAAGUACAUCUUCUCGCCCGAGAAGAGUUUCUCCUGGGACAAGCUCAAUCAGAUUGCUCUGGGCAUUGCCAGAGGGAUCGACUAUCUGCACCGAGGGUGCGAUAUGCAGAUAUUACAUUUCGACAUCAAGCCUCACAACAUCCUGUUGGACAGUGACUUCACCCCAAAAGUCGCUGACUUUGGACUGGCGAAACUGUACCCCAGGGACAACAGCUUUUUGCCGGUGAGCGCUGCGCGGGGAACAGUUGGCUACAUAGCUCCCGAGAUGGUGUCCCGUAGCUUUGGCGCCAUAUCUUCGAAGUCUGAUGUCUAUAGCUUUGGGAUGUUGUUGCUGGAGAUGGCCGGGGGGCGGAGGAACGUGGACCCACAAGCGUCAAGAAGCCAGACGUACUACCCGUCAUGGGUGUACAAUCAGCUGUCUCGGCAAGAGGUGGGUGGGAUCUCGGAGGCUGUUGGUAUCCAUCAGGUCGAGAGGAAGCUGUGCAUCGUUGCGCUGUGGUGCAUCCAGAUGAAGCCAGACGACCGGCCAGCCAUGAGCGAGGUGCUAGACAUGCUCGAAGCUGGCAUCGAUGGCCUCGAGAUGCCUCCCGAGCCCUUCUUCUGCGGGGACGAGUUCGCCCCUGCUGCAGAUUCUUCAGUAUUAUCAGAGAUAAGUACAUUCCCAGAGUGAAAUAUCUGUACUAUCGUAGUUUUGGACCAAAUUUUAUCCUCUAGCCAUCUCAGGUGCACUCAGCAAGUCAAUAUUUGUGUGCAAUGUGAAGAAGAUACUCUUUUUCUUAAUACGGAGAGAAGACAUCUAAAAUGAUGGUGCAAAUUGUAAAUGUGAACCUGGAGAGAACUGCUUUCUGUAAAAUAAUGCCAUUGAUAAUCCCAUUGGCGCUGUUGUUACUGUUUCUGUACAACAUCGAUCACAUUCAGUUGAA
Molecule: messenger RNA, 2481 nt
Organism: Triticum aestivum (bread wheat)
Lineage: Eukaryota; Viridiplantae; Streptophyta; Magnoliopsida; Poales; Poaceae
Product: rust resistance kinase Lr10-like
Exons: 3
Coding region: 225-2228 (667 amino acids)
Biological process (GO): protein phosphorylation
Molecular function (GO): ATP binding; protein kinase activity; polysaccharide binding
Source: RefSeq, a predicted model, not a curated record